AUGGAAGAAGCGCUCAAGCACUUUUCCUGCUCUCGAUGGACGGAACAGCAUUUACAUGACUCUGCCUACGAGCAGGUACAAACGUAUUCGCGGCUGAAGAAAUCGACGGGGGAAGACUACUAUAUGUCACGUACCCUGAACACCCCAUCUACAAUACCUCACUGGAUGACGCUUCGACGGCGUGAUUUCAACACCAGGAAGUCUCCAGCCACAUCAAAAUCGACAAAUGAAGUACGAUCCAGCAUCAAAUGGGGCCCCAAUGGUCCACAGAACCCAGAUGUGAUCUUUCUUUUAGCACUGGGAGAGAAAGGCAUUGAUAGUCAUCCAUCCACGGCACAUGGAGGAGUGCAAUGCGCAAUUCUCGACGAAUGCAUGGGUCUAACGAUCAUGUUUCACUACAAUAGUGUCUUCAAAUCCAGGCCGGAUGACACUGGUCCUAAAGACCCUGUCUUCACCGCCAAGUUGACUAUCUCCUUCCAGAGAGCUGUCAAGACGCCUGGAAAUUACGUUGUGAGGUCAUGGUUAGUGAGUAACGAAGGGAGGAAAUGGAUUGCAAGGGCUCAGCUACUGGAUCAAACUGGAUCCGUUGCCACCGAAGCUAAGGGAUUAUGGGUAGAGGCUCGGAAAGGUCGUCUUUGA
Cladophialophora bantiana CBS 173.52 is the source of this 639-nucleotide messenger RNA. RefSeq lists its product as uncharacterized. The record is from RefSeq and is a predicted model, not a curated record. Bases 1 to 639 code for a protein of 212 amino acids. The transcript has a single exon. Lineage: Eukaryota; Fungi; Ascomycota; Eurotiomycetes; Chaetothyriales; Herpotrichiellaceae.